Molecule: messenger RNA, 1629 nt
Organism: Aspergillus aculeatinus CBS 121060
Lineage: Eukaryota; Fungi; Ascomycota; Eurotiomycetes; Eurotiales; Aspergillaceae
Product: CDC2/CDK family serine/threonine-protein kinase
Exons: 8
Coding region: 1-1629 (542 amino acids)
Biological process (GO): protein phosphorylation
Cellular component (GO): nucleus
Molecular function (GO): ATP binding; cyclin-dependent protein serine/threonine kinase activity
Source: RefSeq, a predicted model, not a curated record
AUGGUUGCAACCUCUCUUGAGAGACAGGGGAAUGGGAGUCCCAGGUUUCGUGGAUGUACCAAUAUACGGGACUUUGAGUUCUUGGGCAAAUUAGGUGAAGGUACCUUCGGGGAGGUAUACAAAGCCAGGUCGAAGAGAGAUAAUACCAUUGUCGCGCUAAAGAAGAUCCUUAUGCACAAUGAGAGAGAUGGGUUCCCCAUAACCGCUCUCCGUGAGAUCAAGCUCCUCAAAAUGUUGUCUCACACUAAUAUCUUACACCUCAGAGAGAUGGCCGUGGAACGCAGCAAAGGGGAAGGCCGAAAGAAGCCAAGCAUGUAUAUGGUCACCCCAUACAUGGAACACGAUCUCUCAGGGCUGCUAGAGAAUCCGAGUGUCCGUUUUACUGAAGCCCAGAUCAAGUGCUAUAUGUUACAACUUCUGGAAGGGCUUAAAUAUCUGCACGCGAACUCUAUCUUGCACCGCGACAUGAAAGCGGCCAAUUUACUCAUCAGCAAUAAGGGUGUUCUUCAAAUUGCUGAUUUUGGUCUGGCUCGCCCAUAUGAGGAACCUCCUCCUCAACCCGGGAAAGGUGGCGGAGAAGCAAAAAGAGAUUACACCACUCUUGUUGUGACUCGCUGGUACCGCCCUCCGGAGCUUCUUCUUCAACUUCGGCGUUACACUACAGCAAUUGAUAUGUGGGGUGUCGGUUGUGUCUUCGGCGAAAUGUUCAAAGGGAAACCGAUUCUCGCUGGCAACAGUGAUCUCAACCAAGCUCACCUUAUCUUCAAUUUAGUCGGCUCACCUACCGAAGAGACAAUGCCAGGAUGGUCUUUGCUUCCUGGAUGUGAUGGUGUAAAGAGCUUUGGAAACAGACCCGGGAGGUUGUCUGAGGUUUUCAGAGAUCAAAGCUCCAAUGCGGUCUCCUUAUUGAGGGAGCUUCUGAGGCUUGAUUGGAAAAAGAGAAUCAAUGCCAUUGAUGCAUUAAAUCAUCCCUAUUUUGCUGAUCCACCACUACCUGCACGUCCCGGUGAGCUGCCAUCGUUCGAAGAUUCUCACGAACUUGACAGAAGAAGAUUUCGGAGCAACAGAGCCGUUAUGCCCCCUGCACCCACUGGAGGUUCCAUAGCAAUGGCCACAAAUGGAAGCUGGACUACUGCAUCUGGUAUCAGACCGCCUGUUGCCGAGAAUAAGAGUAGCCGUCUCCCUAGUGCCGUCCGUUCGAGCAGGCCGCAUCCCAGUGCGGGCCAUGGACAUUCUCAGGCUCGUUCUUCCGACAAUCGACUCGCCGAAUCGCACACAUCGCAAGCUAGGCUGGAUGAGGAGUCACAUUCAGGUCCUUGGCGUAGAGGUGGCUUACCCCCAAAACCUCCUGCAUCGGCACAUCAAUGGCACUCUGGUAACAUGGGCAGAAUUGGACGUGAAAGAGAUUAUAACCGUGCAGGUGGGCGACCCGAAAUCUAUGUGGAUUCACACGUCCAUGCUCAUGUUAACACAAAUGCAGUUGAUUACUCUCGUGAAAGGGAUAACAACAUCAACCUUAGUACUGAUAGGCAUGAUCAAUCACGUGAGAGUCUAUCCAGAAGAAGGAGCCGGAGUCCCUUUGCGAGAGAUGGUGCCCGUGACACGGAUAGAGCUUUAUAUCGCAGAUGA